Dibothriocephalus latus is the source of this 1200-nucleotide messenger RNA. The record is from the annotation of a GenBank genome assembly. NCBI's taxonomy places the organism in Eukaryota, Metazoa, Platyhelminthes, Cestoda, Diphyllobothriidea, Diphyllobothriidae.
AUGGGUCAAGAAGACCAGGUCGUAUCCGGCGUUGGCCGCUUUCUCCAAUGCAAGCCAGAAAACACCGCCGAACUUAGUGUUAGCGGACACAAUAAAUCCUUACUUGUGUACGAAAUUCUUGUGUUUGCUGUUAAUUUUGCAACUCUCCUUCAAGGUUGGAGGCCUCUAAGGACCGUUAUGUUGGCCAGCUGGGACGCUGAGGAGAUAUCUCUGAUCGGUUCUACUGAAACGACCGAACUCUUGAGAGAGGAGUUGAACCACCGGGCAGUAAUUUACAUAAACCAAGACUGUCCGAUAAAGGGCAACGCCACUUUCAACGGCCGAACCGAUCAACUUCUAGCUGAUGCACUGCGUGCAUCUGCAGCCGAGGUAUCGUUUGAUCCUCCGGGAAACAUGUCGCUUUUGGACUACUGGAGAGAGCUGCAGGGAAAGCCACCAGGCGACUUGCCUGAAACUGUUCCUCCACUCGGAAGUACGGACCAUGUGCCUUUUCAGUAUAAACUAGGUGUACCGUCCAUGUAUCCUGAGUUUCGCCCGGCCUACCCUAUGUUUGAGGCGCCGUCUUAUCAUACUGAAUACGACUCGGUCGACAUGGCGAUCAAAUUCACGGAUCCCCCUUCUGCCACAGGAGAACUGCUGCCGCUGCACCGCCUGCUCGCCAAACUGAAUGUUAACCUUCUUCUCCGCUUCUCAAGUUCCCCCGUUCUCCCAAUAUCGGUAUCUACCUUGGCCUCAUCCUUAAACCGCAGUUGGGUGGAGUUUGAACACUUUGUUUGUUCUCUGCUGCCGCAUAUCCGCACACAUGGCAUCAAGUUGGACGUACGAUGGAGUGGAACCACCAAAGAUGAGGGAGACUUGAAUGGCCGUUUGGGUUUCACACCCUACCAAGUAAGUAAGAAUACAAUGGGUAAGGCCAUUGGAUGGAGGCAAAAUGCCUACGACAGCAAGAUGGACAUGGCUGAAGCAAGCGUCGAGGUUAGGAAAAGUGCUAGGUGGGGACUUAUUGUGGCUUUGAACCUUGCUCCGCUGGCAACUCGGGCAAGAUCGGGCCCAGGCUUUGACGUCUUUGUUCAUGCCAGGCCAGACGAACUUUUUCCGCAAGGAGCUUUUGUGAGGCUUGAAUCCCAGGGUGGGAGAGUCCAUGAAAAGUUUGGAACACAGCUCGAUGCAUCAAGGGGGGGGAGCACAAACGGGCGAUGA